This is a messenger RNA of Cladophialophora immunda, 1653 nucleotides long. RefSeq lists its product as uncharacterized. Gene Ontology annotation, cellular component: membrane. Lineage: Eukaryota; Fungi; Ascomycota; Eurotiomycetes; Chaetothyriales; Herpotrichiellaceae. The coding region runs from base 64 to 1653 and encodes 529 amino acids. The record is from RefSeq and is a predicted model, not a curated record. The transcript has 8 exons. Gene Ontology annotation, biological process: transmembrane transport. Gene Ontology annotation, molecular function: transmembrane transporter activity.
CUUUCAGCCUCCAGUCAGCACCCUUUCAUUGCGCUUUUUCUUGCAAUUCGGCGAGCCGCAAACAUGAGCCUCAAUGAGUUUGAGAUGUACCGCCGGGACGAGCAUGUCGACAGUUACCGCAAGGACGGCAAUGUCAAAGCUUCUACGGUCGAAGGAAGAGAAGUGCGGGCAGUCCCAACGCUCGACCGGUACAUUACUCGUCUCCCGGCUGUCGCCUUCCCAGCACUCUUACAAUCGUCGUGGGAAGCGGUAGCCGUGGCUUUCGGCGCUGGGCUGCUCAAUGGAGGUCCAACCGCUCUGGUCUGGGGCUCCCUUCUAUGUAUCAUCGGAUCUGUAGCAUUGGCGUUAUCCUUGGGUGAGAUGGCAUCCAUAACGCCAGUCGUUGGCGCUCAGUAUCGCUGGACUGCCUUGUACGCCCCGAAGAGGUUUAUGUCUCCCGCCUUCUGGAGCUUGCUACAAGGAUGGAUCACCGUCUUUGCAUGGAUUGCCGUCUGCACCCAAGUCUGUUUCCUCGAAGGCACCAUUCUCCAAGGUCUCAUUAUUCUCAACGUCGACUCGUACAUCCCGAAAGGGUGGCACGGGACUCUCCUAGCUUGGUCCAUCCUUGCCUUGCCUCUCUUGUGCAACAUCUUUGCUCGAAAGCUUCUGGCUCCUGUGGAAAUCUUGGGAGGUGUUGUACAUGUCGGCCUCUUCGUCACCUUCAUCAUCGUCCUGGUGGUUCUCUCGCCGCGAAGUUCCGCCGCUUACGUCUUCACCGAGACCAAUACCAAUCUUAGUGGCUACUCGAAUGGUGGCGUAUCAUGGUGCAUUGGUCUCUUGUCUGGCGCUUUUCCUUUAGCAGGGUUUGACGGAGUGUUGCAUAUGAGUGCCGAAGUCAAGGACGCAUCUCUCCGCGUACCACAAAGUAUGGCCUUGAGCACGCUCAUUAACGGAGUUAUGACCUGGGGCAUUAUCAUCACCAUUCUCUUUACCAUUGGCGACCCAGUCGCCGUAUCCCAGACCCCCUACGUCUAUCCGAUUAUCCAGAUGCUGUACAACGCGACGGGCUCUAAAGGGGCCACCACGGCGAUGAUGACCUUGGUCUUGUUCAUUGGAGUGGUCGCCGUCUUCAGUACUCUUGCCUCCGUGUCCCGCCUGACUUGGGCCUUCGCGAAAGACAAGGGCCUCCCGUUCUCUGGAUUCUUCAGCAUUGUCCACCCUAAGCUGCGUAUCCCCUUGAACUCGCUCCUUUUGAUCGCGACUAUCGUCAUGGUCCUCAAUCUCAUCAAUAUCGGCAGUACAACAGCCUUCUUCGCCAUCCUGUCGCUAAACACUCUAGCCCUCUACAUCAGCUACAUUAUCCCGAUUAUCUUCUUUAUCAUCCAUAAGAUACGAGGCUUCCCCGUACCUUACGGGCCCUUUAAACUACCGCGCGGGCUCGGGCUCCCUAUAAACUUCCUCGCCGUCAGCUACGCUGUCUUCAUCAGUAUCUGGCUCCCCUUCCCCGCGGUCGUCCCCGUCAACGCCCAGACUAUGAACUACGGGGGUCCCGUCGUGGGGUUUGUCCUUCUCGUCGCCCUUGGGGAUUGGUUUAUCGGUGGGAGGAAGAGGUUCACCGUCCCCGUGGAUAUCUGUAACGCCGACGACGAGGGCGCCCAGAGCGAUUCCCCGUAA